Penicillium lagena is the source of this 1014-nucleotide messenger RNA. RefSeq names its product isopenicillin N synthase family dioxygenase. Lineage: Eukaryota; Fungi; Ascomycota; Eurotiomycetes; Eurotiales; Aspergillaceae. Gene Ontology annotation, molecular function: dioxygenase activity. The coding region runs from base 1 to 1014 and encodes 337 amino acids. The record is from RefSeq and is a predicted model, not a curated record. The transcript is spliced from 4 exons.
AUGGUCAAGGCACCACCUAUUAUUGACUUUGGGGCCUUUUACUCUUCUGACUCGAUCGGGAAAAAUGUCUUAGUUCAGCAAAUUCGCGAAGCGUGCCAGCGCCAUGGUUUCUUCCAGAUAAUCAAUCACAGGGUGCCAUCAGAUCUACAGGAAUCAAUUCUACAGCAGUCGCGAGACCUAUUCAGUCUACCGCUCGACAUCAAAGAAAAAUAUAGCAAGGACCUCGGCACAGAUAAUCGAGGGUAUGAACGACUCCGCGCCCAAAGGUUCGAGAAACGAGGGCAAGGCGAUCUGAAGGAAGGGUUCUAUUUUGGAAAAGAUUUACCGACAGACCAUCCUUCUGUAGUUGCUGGGAAAUUCUCUCAAGGUUCUAACAAAUAUCCUUCCGAGAUCCAGGACCAUGGCUUGUUCAAAGCGACAAUCGACACCUAUCAUGCCACCUUAACCAGCCUAUCGGAGGACAUAUUGAAAGUUUUGGCACUAACACUAAACCUCGAGCCGAACUGGUUCAAAGAAUUCGCUGAAGAGCCGGUGGCAAUAUUGCGAUUGCUACACUAUCCACCCCAAAAGCUCGAUGCUCCUGCUUUAGAACGAGGAAUUGGCGCCCACACUGACUUUGGCGCUAUUACUAUCCUCCUUCAAGAUGACAAGGGAGGUCUUCAGGUUUGGGACCGGGAAUCCUCUCAAUGGGCCGAUGUCAAUCCUAUUAAAGGGGCACUAGUGGUUAAUCUGGGCAACAUGAUGAUGCGCUGGACCAGUGACCGCUAUUUGUCGAACUUGCAUCGUGUGAUUAACAAAAGUGGCGAAGAACGGUACAGUGUGCCGUUUUUCUUUUCGGGGAAUCCGGACUUUGUGGUCAAAUGUAUUCCUAGUUGUGCAGAUGGACCACAGGACACCAAGUAUCCACCGAUUACGGUGGAGGAAUGGAUGACUGCACGUUAUGCUGAUACAUAUGGGGGGACAGAGAAAAGGAUGGGAGAUUUGUUCAGUGAGGUCGAGAAUGCAAAUAAUUGA